AUGCAGUACACCAAGCUCCUGGCCCUGGCCACCAUCUUCAUAUCCAGUGCCCUCGCCGCCCCGGUAGAGGUAGAAGCUCGCGCGUGUGCUGCGACUUGCGGUACAGUCUGCUAUACCAGCAGUGCCAUCAGCGCCGCCCAGGCAGCGGGCUACAAGCUCCAAGCCGCGAAUGACGAUGUCAACGACUACCCCCACGAAUACCACAACUACGAGGAUUUCGACUUCCCCGUUUCCGGAACUUACUACGAAUUCCCCAUUCUCAGCAGUGGCAAGGUUUAUACUGGUAGCUCUCCUGGUGCGGACCGUGUUGUCUUCAACGGUAGCAACAAGCUAGCUGGUGUUAUUACUCACACUGGUGCUAGUGGUAACAACUUUGUGGCAUGUACCUAG
Molecule: messenger RNA, 390 nt
Organism: Penicillium concentricum
Lineage: Eukaryota; Fungi; Ascomycota; Eurotiomycetes; Eurotiales; Aspergillaceae
Product: extracellular guanyl-specific ribonuclease RntA
Exons: 2
Coding region: 1-390 (129 amino acids)
Molecular function (GO): RNA nuclease activity; RNA binding
Source: RefSeq, a predicted model, not a curated record